AUGGACAACUCGUCACCACAACACUCGCUCGUCAGCGCCUUCGAUCUCCAUCACACCGUGAACAUCCGCUAUCCUGCCCUCGAGUUACUGAGUCGAGAUGAUACAUGGAAGAUGGCCAAACCUAGAGCCAUCACGAUGCGCUUCGAACCAAAUGCACUCAUCACAGAUCCGAGAGUAAUUGAGAACACCGACCGCAACGCCGAAGAAGGGACACGCUUCCUGCACUACACCAAGGCUCUUCGCGGCCACUCCGAGCAGUACAGUGAAGAAGAACCCGAAAAGCACGACAUCGAAGCGCUCCUGCGCGAUAUGAAAGAGCUGUCAAGAUGCAUCGGAUCGACUGAGCUGAGGGCUGUCAUCUACAGACCCGCCAACAUCAAGCCCGAGCAGAGGAGUACAUGUAUGACCAUCCGUCGCAUCAGCAGACUAAAAUGUGCGGACGGUCUUAUCAAGGAGUGUGGGACUUUCUACGUACUGUCGGCGCCGAAAUUCAUGGACCUGGCGAAGACCGAGGCGGGUCUCGAGAUCUGGUACUGUGAUCUCAGGGAUCUAGUGCUCCUCAACAGUGAUCGUGCGGUCAGACAUGCCCGGGACACUAUGCAGAGAUACCCCAUCGCUGACGAGGACGAGGACGUGAUGGGGUUCGCAACGGGCUGGCUGCCACCAAGACUUCCUUCUCUGGUCCCGGUGAUCUGCAGCAAGGUCACUCAGGCCGAGCUGCAGCAAGAAGUCAUCAGAGACGAGGACGCCAGCGAGUGUCAAAUCUGCAAGCAACCCUUCGACCACCACGACAUUGUUCCAGUCAUAGUCAACGGCUCCUGCGACCACAUGUACUGCCACGCCCGUCUCACAACUUGGGUUCUCAGCAAUGGCGACCAAGCUACCUGUCCAUUCUGCCGAAAGUCCUUCACAACGCCAGAACAGUACGUGGACCUGCUUCACGGCACUGAUGCAGCUGGUCGUUACGUCUACGACGACCGCUUCAACACAUGGGAGAACUUCGAGCGGUCCUGCGCAGACCUGGACACAUCGCGAGCCAGCUUGCUCAUGGCCACCCCAGACUCCAAGAUCACGGUCAACGCCAAGUUGCUCGCUGAGUUCUGGGACUAUCUCGUCGAGCAAGCCCGCGCCGAGUCCGAGACCUCAACUCCAGCACACCACAACCCAGCCAACUUUACCGAGCUGGACGUCGCCACAACUGCCAUCUCUCACGGCCUCUUCCAGAUUGACGGCGCGACUUUGCCACCGAACGCUCUCUGCCAUAUGCUAAUCAAGGACAUCGAUGCUGCCUUCUUCAAGACAUUCGUCCGCUCUGAAAUGGCGAGCAUGGUUGACGGCGUAGUCAUCGCCAUGGCUCUUGAGGAGUGGGCUCGUGCGGACAAUACGAUGGAUCUACGCCCCAACCUCUGGCUGUUCAUCGAGAGGACAUUGAACAGGAUGGUCAACUUCGUGCGCCUUAGGCGCUGCGAGUGUGUUGGGGAGAUUGGGUUGCAUAAACACGGGGCGUGCAGGAUGUACUACAACAGCUGA
This is a messenger RNA of Fulvia fulva, 1530 nucleotides long. RefSeq lists its product as uncharacterized. NCBI's taxonomy places the organism in Eukaryota, Fungi, Ascomycota, Dothideomycetes, Mycosphaerellales, Mycosphaerellaceae. The transcript has a single exon. Gene Ontology annotation, biological process: anaphase-promoting complex-dependent catabolic process. Gene Ontology annotation, cellular component: anaphase-promoting complex. The record is from RefSeq and is a predicted model, not a curated record. Bases 1 to 1530 code for a protein of 509 amino acids. Gene Ontology annotation, molecular function: ubiquitin protein ligase activity; cullin family protein binding; zinc ion binding.